This is a messenger RNA of Pieris napi, 2168 nucleotides long. It is a transcript of the gene Loxl2, whose product is annotated as lysyl oxidase homolog 2B. The transcript has 9 exons. Gene Ontology annotation, cellular component: membrane. Gene Ontology annotation, molecular function: copper ion binding; protein-lysine 6-oxidase activity. Gene Ontology annotation, biological process: peptidyl-lysine oxidation. Lineage: Eukaryota; Metazoa; Arthropoda; Insecta; Lepidoptera; Pieridae. The record is from RefSeq and is a predicted model, not a curated record. Bases 602 to 2053 code for a protein of 483 amino acids.
AAACAUGAAAUAUCGCGUUAUUUACGAUUACGAGUUCUAGGAAGAGUAUUGAUUCCCGUCCAAGUGUUUGUUUAGUAAAGGUAUCAAUGAACUACCUUCAAGAUGGCAAAAGUGCGUAGGUAGCAAUUAGGAUGCUCCUUUUUCUUAGCUCAUAUUUGUUGAUAUUAAAUAUCUAUAUAGUAAUUUUUCUAUAUUUUAUUUCACAAUUCACAGUUAUCUAUACACCAUUGCUGUGUUUCAGGACUGUAAAGUUUUUUAUUACACUGUUACAAUGUCUGUAAAGCAUACUAUAAUAUUAUGUAGUUUUAAAGUAGUUACGCCAAACCUAUGUUAAUUGACCAACGAACUCAAAUAACCAUUUGACAUUGAACUACAAAGUGAGAUACAAUUUAAUUCAUUCUACGAUCAGUCAGUUGUAUGGAAGACUUCGUAUAAUAACGUUUAAAUAAUUGAUAUCUAUUCAACGUUUCAGUUUUUGGUAUUUGGAAUACCAGUUGGAUAUUUCAUUGACCUUAUAAAGCUUUUAUAGAAACAGUUUUUAUUUGGUAUCUCACAAGGUAUCCUACUGGAACCAGUGCAAUUCCAUUGUGUAGACGUUAAAAUGAGAUUGCAUAACUAUGUAUUUACUUUUACACUUAUAUUAGUGAGUGCAUUAUGUAGAGAUUUGAGUGAAGAUGAAAGAAGCACAAGAGCUGCAUUCAUACAGAAAUUAUUAAAUAAACAAAAACGGAUGGAGGGAAAAGUUAAGUUAUUGGGAGGAGAAAGUAACUUUGAAGGAAAUGUUUACAUCCACCACGCUGGACGUUGGGGAGCCGUAUGUGAUGAUUCUUGGGACAACGCAGCGGCCACAGUAGUGUGUCGCGCAUUUAAUAGAACUGGUGUAGCCACUCGUGGUGGACAAUAUGGAGAAGCUUUGGAAAAAUUCUGGAUGGACGACGUGGUCUGCGAAGGUACUGAGACAGCUUUAAACCACUGUAUUUUUUCUGGCUGGGGUUCAUCAGACUGCGACAAAAGCGAAGCAGCAGGAGUAAUAUGCUAUGAAGAGGAAAUUAGAGCAGAAGAAAUUCAAACGAGAUACUUGCAUGAAGUAGUUGAUAUAAGAGAUGCCAGCUUAAGACUGGUCGGAGGCAGGAACAGCUAUGAAGGAAGAGUGGAGGUAUAUUACAACAAUGUUUGGGGCAGCAUAUGCCCUGAUGGCUGGACGCUGUAUGAAGCAUCAGCUAUCUGCCACCACCUGGCCCUGGGUUAUGCUGAACAAGCUCUACAGACAGAUUACUUUGGCAGCUCUAGAAUUAUACUAAGCGGUGUGCAAUGUGAGGGAAAUGAAACAAAUUUGUUCUCUUGUAAGCAUCGAGAAUUUGGGAAUGUCAUGUGUCCCGGUGAGAAAGGACACGUAGCAGCAGUUAUAUGCAGUCACUAUUUAGCUGACUUACUACUUGAUACAAACGCAAUAGAAAGUUCUGCACAUUUGCAAGAUGCACCUAUGUUCCAACUCCAAUGUGCUAUGGAAGAAAACUGUUUGAGUAAAUCUGCUUAUGAGAUUCAAAAAACAAAUCCAAACUGGCAAUUUGAAACACGAAGACUGUUGCGGUUCACUGCCGCAUCUCUGAAUAUUGGCAAUGCUGAAUUCCGACCCUAUCUGCCCAAGCAUCUGUGGCAAUGGCAUCUAUGUCAUAUGCACUACCACAGUAUGGAAGUAUUCGCAACAUUCGAUGUCUUAGACAGCUUUGGUCAAAGAAUUGCUGAAGGACACAAAGCCUCCUUUUGUUUGGAAGAUAAUACAUGCCUGCCUGGUAUUGAGAAGAAGUAUUCCUGUUUAAAUUAUGGUGAUCAGGGUGUAUCCGUGAACUGUUCUGAUAUAUACCAGUACAAUAUCGACUGCCAAUGGGUGGAUGUGACAGAUGUCGAGCCAGGCGACUACACGUUUAAGGUAGCUGUUAACCCACACGCGCGCGUAGCAGAACAAAGCUUUCACAACAAUGCCGCCUCGUGUAUACUGCGGCUUACUGAGACGUACGCUGCAGUAUACGGCUGUAAAUUGGGGCGACCUUAGAGGAAUAUGCAAGCUAUAAUUAUAUUUUCUAAAAAGAAAUCAUAACUAUGCUCUUUAUUUUAUUACACAUAAAUGAUUUUACAUAAUAAAGGAGAAUAGACAAACACCUGCAUAA